This is a messenger RNA of Alternaria rosae, 1066 nucleotides long. Its product is annotated as Spc24 subunit of Ndc80-domain-containing protein. The coding region runs from base 198 to 788 and encodes 196 amino acids. NCBI's taxonomy places the organism in Eukaryota, Fungi, Ascomycota, Dothideomycetes, Pleosporales, Pleosporaceae. The record is from RefSeq and is a predicted model, not a curated record. The transcript has 3 exons.
CCUGUGCCUUCCGCCACUUGGUCGCGGUUGCCAUGCACGCGACUUGGCACGGGCCACCCAAACAAGAACAUCAACACCAAGGUCCUGUUGCGAUAGCAUCACCAGAAACCAGACUAGACGACUUGCGCAAACAUCUAGAAACGCUCAGGAAUAUAACACUCUAUACGCAAACUCCACGCGACACCAGAUAAGCCAACAUGCUUCUCGACGAAGACCCCGCUGCCCUCAUCGCGCAAUGCACAUCCCACUUCAAAAUCGCCAACGACAAAACGUCACUCCACCGCAUAAACGAGUCUCUCAGCACUCUCAGCGAAUUCCGCACCCAACACCUACGUUCCAUCCAAUCCUCUCUCAGCGCGCUGAACCGGACACACCAAACCCUCUCCGCAAACCACAACCACACACUCAGCCAACACAACCCCACAAAUCACGCAGCAGAAAUAUUGAGACUAGACACCGAGAAGUUCAAGAUCGCGAAGCAGGCAAGUGAUCUGGAGAUCGAGGGCGAGAGGCUGCAGAGCGAUCUCGCGAGAUUAGGGGGUGUAGCUGGCGAGUUGGAAGAGGAGGGCGUAGAAGGGGGUGUUGAGCCUAGAGCGGGUGAGGAUGCGACAGUAUUGAAGCUUAAGCUCUACCGCACUCUCGGCAUCGAUGUCGAAGCUGACCCCACUACCGGCGAAUACAACAAGGCUGUUGUGCGCAAUGCGGCAAAGGGAGAUGUGCAUGUUGUCAAUAUCGAUCCCAAGUUCUCGCGGCACUUCUACACAAACUACUUUUGGCGGACGAUGUAGGCUAGACGCAUGGCUUUUAAUUGCGCUGGGCGCAGAAGUGUAGGGUACGGAGUGCAUGGGAGGUGUUCGGUUAUGACCUGCUUUCUGAGAUACCUUCGUGUUCAUGGCGUGCUUGGAUAUAUGGCGCAGCCUUUACAGUCACGAACAACACUGCUAGUAUAGUAGUUAUAUUCACUUGAUAUCAUGUUGUAUCUGAUCCCAGAUCACGUUGUGUUGAAUAUGCACUUCUUCGUGGCUACCGAAUUCGGUAUGCCCCUCGCCUCAUUGGCAUGCAAGCC